AUGGCGCAGCGCGACAAGAAGGAGGAGCCCACGGAGCUCCGGGCGCCGGAGAUCACGCUCUGCGCCAACAACUGCGGCUUCCCGGGGAACCCGGCGACGCAGAACCUGUGCCAGAGCUGCUUCUCGGCGGCCACGGCGUCGAGGUCGUCGUCGCCGUCGUCCCCUACCUCCUCUUCCUCAGCUUCUUCGCCGGCGGCCGCGGCGGUGUCGCAGCCGAGGCCGGCGCUCGUAGACGCAGCAGCGGUGGAGCUGCAGGGCUCUCUGGCUGCUGCAGCCGUGGGCCAGUCUAUGGAGGCCGUCGCCGCUGCUCCGGCGGCCACGGCGAGGACGUCGGUGAACCGGUGCUCCAGCUGCCGGAAGCGGGUGGGGCUGACGGGGUUCCGGUGCCGGUGCGGCGAGCUCUUCUGCGGCGCGCACCGGUACUCGGACCGGCACGGCUGUAGCUACGACUACAAGGGCGCCGGCAAGGACGCCAUCGCCCGGGAGAACCCGGUGCUGGCGGCAAGUGACGACACAGCCGAACUGGAGCUUCAGGAGGCACCAGCUUCGUCAAGGCUGAGCCCAGAAACUUUGUCGGGCCGGAGCGAAGCAGUUUUAGCCCACUUCUGUCGCGAGUCGGGAGCGGAGGUCGCAGCCCAUGUCUCCAAGAGGCUCACCUGA
Messenger RNA from Miscanthus lutarioriparius, 660 nucleotides. Lineage: Eukaryota; Viridiplantae; Streptophyta; Magnoliopsida; Poales; Poaceae. The record is from the annotation of a GenBank genome assembly.